AUGCAUAACCCAUACUCCAUUUAUGAACAUCAUUCUCCCAAGUCUAAGAAAACAACUCGUAAAAAUAUCCGAAGAUUAGUUGCCAUUGAAACAACGUCAUUUACAGAAGAGGAACAGAAUCAGGAAGUCAACAUGUCACAAGCGCUAAAGAGGUCAAUCUCUAGUAAUGCGGUAAAUAAUUUAAAAAGAAGACCUUCAUUUUCUGGUCUUCAUCGAACUUUAUCGCAAACAAGUUGUUAUAGUACGGGAUCUGCCAUGUCUGCUAACCUCAGAAAUGAAUCUUUUAAUGAAUUCAUGUAUUUCCUAAACGGGGAAGAAUACUAUAAUAAAGCCAAUUAUUUAUGGGAAAACUUGCCAAAAGAAACCAAAGAUGUCUUUGUUGCCAGAGUAUCAACUAAGAAAAGAAAUUUGAACAAGGAAGAUAUGACUUACAAUGACAUAAAGGAUCUAUUUCAAGGUCAGACAGCUCCCACAAAAGGAUCAUUUAUGCAGUAUAGAAAAAAAAUUAGCCCUUACUUUCGUCAGGAAUCUCCUGGUAUGCCAGAGUCAACUAUUUCAAAGAUUAUUGGCCAACUUUAUAAUAAUGAAUUAACUGAGAAAGACAGAAAACGGUUAAAGAGAGAGGCUGAACAAUUUUAUAAUAACGAGACUCAACAUAGGUUAAAGGAAGCAAAGAAAUAUAUUAACAAAUCUAAUAAGUCAAGCUGUGAUGACCCAUUUUUGGAGCAGAUGGAACUUUGGAAGGGUAGAAAAGAACUCGCUGAUAAAAUAAAAGAAUUAAAUACUUUGAUGACAAAGUUAGAAGUCCCUUCCCAUGCGGUGAAGAGCUCGGGAGUGCCAACUCCCCAAAAUAAGCAAUCUUUAACACCAAUUCCAGUGGAGAAGUCCACAUUUAAAAAAAAGAACACAACCACAUCCGGAACUACCAUUAAAGUCAAGGUUAAAGAAAAUAAUAAAUCAACUACAUUCGCAGCCUCAAUAACAAAUCAAUCAAAGAAGUUGAUGAAAAAGUUCAAGAAGAAGAAGCGUCCUGCAGCUUUGAAUCUUUACAGAAACCCUGAAGAUAAAGAUUAG
Molecule: messenger RNA, 1074 nt
Organism: Naumovozyma castellii
Lineage: Eukaryota; Fungi; Ascomycota; Saccharomycetes; Saccharomycetales; Saccharomycetaceae
Exons: 1
Coding region: 1-1074 (357 amino acids)
Source: RefSeq, a predicted model, not a curated record